AAUUGAUAUUGAAUUGUAAUAAUACUUAGUUUACCUAAAAAUAAAUGUUGGUUGAAAGAUGACGAGCUAUAAAAUAUUCAAAAUGCGGAGGCGUAAAAAAAAUAAGAAGAUCCGCGUACGAUACAACGCAAAUAUCCACGCUAUGACCAUGAACCGAGGGUCUCGGGAAGAGUUGCUGGGCAGCUCUCAAGAAGCCCUGCGGAACAGCCAGCAUGAUCUGAGACACAUCAGUGAGCGACCUCUCACCAGGGAGGAGAAGACAUAUCUCCUCCAUGCUGACAGAGGAGACUAUGCCACUGUUAAAAGAUUGAUCGACCAGUAUUCAUCGAACCCUGACAUCCUCGACAUCAACUGCGUGGACCCUCUCAACCGGUCGGCGUUGAUUGCGGCCAUAGAAAAUGAGAACAUCGAACUUAUUAAACUCCUUCUUGGUGCUGGUAUUAAAGUCAAGGAUGCUCUGCUUCACGCCAUCAAGGAAGAGUAUGUGGAAGCCGUCGAGCUGCUGCUGCAGUGGGAGGAGCAGAACCAUGUGCCGGGAGAACCUUACAGCUGGGAGUCGGUAGACCCGUCAGCGGCCACGUUCACUCCAGACAUCACUCCUCUGAUCCUGGCGGCGCACAGGAACCACUACGAGAUCCUCAAGAUCCUCCUAGAUCGGGGAGCCACUCUGCCAAUCCCACACGACGUCAAAUGCGGCUGCGACGAGUGCGUGAAGUCUUCCAACGACGACUCUCUCCGUCACUCGCAGGCACGGAUCAACGCGUAUCGCGCUCUGACGGCACCCUCCCUCAUCGCCCUCUCGUCAGCUGAUCCUCUCCUCACCGCCUUCCAACUGUCCUGGGAACUAGGGCGCUUGAGUCGGAUGGAGACUGAAUUCAGAGUCGAAUAUAAGGCCCUACGACACCAAUGCCAGGAGUUUGCCACAGCGCUACUGGAUCACACGCGGACCUCCAAGGAGUUGGAGAUCAUGCUAAACUACAACCCCUGGGAGCUGGAUGUGUGGGAGCCGGGGGAACGGCAGACCCUGGGACGGCUGAAGCUGGCCAUCAAGUACAAGCAGAAAAUGUUCGUGGCACAUCCGAACGUACAACAACUUUUAGGAGCGAUCUGGUACGAAGGUUUACCCGGAUUCAAGAGGAAAAACAUCGUCGGUCAAUGUAUACAGGUAGCGAAGCUGGGCAUCAUGUUCCCAGUGUACUGCACCAUCUACAUGCUGGCCCCCAACUCGGAGUACGGUCGGUUCAUGAAGAAACCCUUCGUCAAGUUCAUCUGCCACAGCUCUUCAUACAUGCUCUUCCUUUCCCUCCUGUCCUUGGCGUCCCAACGAGCAGAGUUCCUCGUGCUGGAAUGGUCUGGAAUACGCUGGUUGCAAGAACUGGUUGAAUUCUGGAAGGAGCAUGAGAGAGGGGCCCUGCCCGGACUCAUAGAGUUCACCGUCAUUAUCUACAUAGCAAGUUUGAUCUGGGCAGAGAUCAGAUCUCUCUGGACGGGGGGCAUCAUGGAGUACAUCAGUGAUCUGUGGAACAUCGUGGACUUCAUCACCAACAUGUUUUACAUCGCCUGGAUCAGCUUACGAGUGUCAUCUUGGUAUAUUGUGCAGCGUGACUUCAAGAACGGCAUGGACCCCUGGUAUCCUCGCGAGCGUUGGGACUCCUACGACCCGAUGUUGCUCUCCGAAGGUGCCUUUGCUGCUGGCAUGAUCUUCUCGUUCCUCAAACUUGUCCACAUAUUCUCCAUCAACCCCUAUCUCGGGCCAUUGCAGGUGUCUCUGGGAAGAAUGAUCCUGGAUAUCAUCAAAUUCUUCUUCGUUUACAUGCUUGUGCUGUUUGCUUUUGGAUGCGGCUUGAAUCAGCUGAUGUGGUACUACGCUGAGCUGGAAAAGAACAAGUGCUAUCACCACCCCAACGGGAUGCCUGACUUCGACAACCAAGAACGAGCGUGCACUAUAUGGAGGAGAUACGCCAACUUAUUCGAAACAUCCCAGUCGUUAUUCUGGGCGUCCUUCGGGCUGGUAGACCUGACCACUUUCGAGCUCACCGGCAUCAAGAGCUUCACCCGCUUUUGGGCGCUGCUGACCUUCGGCUCGUACUCCGUCAUCAACAUCAUCGUGUUGUUGAACAUGCUCAUCGCCAUGAUGUCCAAUUCUUACCAGAUUAUUUCUGAACGAGCAGACAUGGAAUGGAAGUUCGCACGAAGCAACCUAUGGAUGUCGUACUUCGAAGAUGGAGACACUGUUCCCCCACCAUUCAACAUCAUUCCCACUCCCAAACAUGUGGUGGGAUGGAUCAAACACUGCUUCAGCAAAAGAGACCGUGGAUCUAUCAUUAACAAAUCCCGAGAGAAAGCUCGUCAAGACCACGAAGGUGUGAUGAGGGUUCUCGUCCGUCGUUACGUCACAGCUGAACAGCGAGCCCGUGACGAGGUGGGAGUGACAGAAGAUGACGUCAUGGAAAUAAGACAGGACAUAUCCACGCUACGAUACGAGCUGAUCGACAUCCUCCACAAUAACGGCAUGAAGACACCUAGGAUCAAUUUACAGGAUGCUACUGUCUCAGGGAAGAAAGGUAAGGUGAUGGAGAGACGCAUCCUGAAGGACUUCCAGAUAGGCAUCGUGGAAGGCAUCAUCAAAGACGUCAUCUCCAGAGAGAGCAAGCCAAAGGAUGUCUUCAGCCAGAUUGCUAAGGCUAUUGUUAGACGAGGAAGCACUGACAGCAAGAAACGUGACUGGAAUGCGAUGGUCCGCACCAACACAGUCCGUCGCGACCCCAUCGGUACCACGGAGGCCCAGCUGACCAAGCGAAGCAGACAGUCUUUGCGAGCACACAUUCUUGAGAACGUCCAGGCUCGUACUAUAGAUCCGCAGAAACUCCUCGAAUACAACCCGAAGCUGAGUGACGUGACUCCGACAACGCGCGUGGCCUACGCCAAAUUCAUGAGGAGCAAGAUCAAGUCAGACUUCAAGGCGCGGGAGUUAGCUCCGAGAGGAUCCGAGUCCGAGCUUGAAGAUGAGGUCUUCGAGACACCCACCAGACACGCCGCCAAGAGACGCAGUGCUCGAUCGUUCCGCAGUCGAACCCCAAUACCGGAAAACUCUGAUGACGAAGGGUUGAAGGAUAACGAAAUACGAGUGGAAGCCGAUAUCGAAGACAAAGGUUCAGAAGGAGGCUCCGAGCAGACGAGACCUCUACAAUCUUCAUCUCAAGAACCAUCAGAGCCUAGCACUCCAGCCUUUGACCCCAUCAGCGACAAACGUCUUCCACCACCACCGCAGUUCGAAACCAGAGAACAUAUUAUACAAAUUGAAGAGCCUGACUCUCCAUCCAUCACUUCUCCAUCAAAGACCCUCUACAUCACCCAAGAAGAGGAUGAAAAACAGCAAAAACCUAUCACUCCAACGCCGAGUCAACGGUCUUCUUCAGAACAAAUUUUGUCAGCUUCAGCUCUAGACAGCCAGUAUAAAGAAACGACAGCUUCUGCGUCUGACAGCAGAAAGCUGGUCACCCCUGAACCAAGUUCCUCUGAUGGUAAGACUAGAGAAGGUAAGAAAGACUCUAGAUCAAGUCUAGCUUCUCCGAGGUCCUCAAGAGUCAGUCCUACUCCCACCCCAUCACCAACUCCAUCAGCUGCUAAAACUGAUAAAGGAAAGUCAAAAGUGACGGGUAAAAUCGUCUCAGGGUGGUUGUAGUUUAGCUGUAAGAUAAAUCGACCAAAUAUUUGACGUAUUAGUGAGAUGACAAAUGCCUUAUUUAGGAGCAAUAAUUAGGUUUAAGUAGAUCGUCUGAUUAAGAAGAGUGUUUUAAAGAUUACCCAGAUUUUAUAUGCAUUAAUCACUUUCUCCAUAAAAAGUUUUUAAAACUCUAUGCCCCUAAUACAAAACAACAUAAGAUAUAUAAUAAUUCCAUUUGUUUGUUCUU
Messenger RNA from Pectinophora gossypiella (pink bollworm), 3914 nucleotides. RefSeq names its product transient receptor potential protein (gene trp). The record is from RefSeq and is a predicted model, not a curated record. NCBI's taxonomy places the organism in Eukaryota, Metazoa, Arthropoda, Insecta, Lepidoptera, Gelechiidae. Gene Ontology annotation, cellular component: membrane; cation channel complex. Gene Ontology annotation, molecular function: inositol 1,4,5 trisphosphate binding; store-operated calcium channel activity; protein binding. Gene Ontology annotation, biological process: regulation of cytosolic calcium ion concentration; calcium ion transmembrane transport; manganese ion transport. Bases 59 to 3685 code for a protein of 1208 amino acids. The transcript has 21 exons.